Megalobrama amblycephala (Wuchang bream) is the source of this 1828-nucleotide messenger RNA. RefSeq names its product egl-9 family hypoxia-inducible factor 1a (gene egln1a). Gene Ontology annotation, cellular component: nucleus; cytoplasm. Gene Ontology annotation, molecular function: peptidyl-proline 4-dioxygenase activity; L-ascorbic acid binding; ferrous iron binding. The transcript has 5 exons. NCBI's taxonomy places the organism in Eukaryota, Metazoa, Chordata, Actinopteri, Cypriniformes, Xenocyprididae. The coding region runs from base 247 to 1230 and encodes 327 amino acids. Gene Ontology annotation, biological process: peptidyl-proline hydroxylation to 4-hydroxy-L-proline; cellular response to hypoxia. The record is from RefSeq and is a predicted model, not a curated record.
CAGACCAACACAACCACGCGCAUGGAGGCGCGCGCCAGCAGGAUGGAGCUCGCGCGGCACGAUCCAAAAACCCAGCCGUUUAUUUAACGGAGAGAGGGGGGAUAUUCUUAUGUGAUGAAGCGGAUACGAUUAUUAGUUUGCGUUUGUUGAGGCUGACGCGUUGAGCGUGGAUCAACGUGAAAGUUAUCUGCAGGAACGCGUGGGGAAGGACGAGAUUUAAAGGGCCAGCAGCUCGCAAACGAGAACAUGGAGCGAUGCGUUACUGUUCUGGAUCAGGACCGGGAUAAACAGUAUUGCGAGCUGUGUGGCAAGAUGGAAAACCUUUUAAAGUGCGGUCGGUGCCGGAUCUCCUUCUACUGCAGCAAAGAACAUCAGAAACAGCACUGGAAAAAACAUAAACUCACCUGCAGAGAGGCUGACAAGACCAAGAUUGUGCCUCAAACUCCACAGCAGCUGGAGAAACCAGCCGAUCCAAAACUGAUCAGCUCAGAAACUGACAGCAGUAACACAAAACCCAAACCUCAAACACAAAAACUGGCCACUGAGUAUAUAAUCCCAUGUAUGAACAAACAUGGCAUCUGUGUAGUGGACAACUUUCUGGGUGAAGACAUCGGACUGUCCAUACUGGAGGAUGUGAAAGCUCUUCAUCAGACUGGUAAAUUCACUGACGGACAGCUGGUGAGUCAGAAAAGUGACUCUUCUAAGGACAUAAGAGGGGAUCAAAUCACUUGGAUUGAGGGAAAGGAGCCUGGAUGUGAGAAGAUCCGCUUCUUGAUGAGUCGCAUGGAUGACCUGGUCAGGAGUUGUAAUGGAAAACUGGGAAACUACUCAAUAAAUGGAAGGACUAAAGCAAUGGUGGCAUGUUAUCCGGGUAAAGGCACUGGAUACGUGCGCCACGUGGACAACCCAAAUGGCGAUGGGAGAUGUGUCACAUGCAUAUAUUACCUUAAUAAGAAUUGGGAUGCCAAGGAACAUGGAGGCAUACUGCGGAUAUUUCCAGAGGGUAAAGCUCAGUUUGCGGACAUCGAACCCAAAUUUGACCGCUUGCUUUUAUUCUGGUCUGACAGACGAAACCCUCACGAGGUCCAGCCUGCACACGCUACAAGAUAUGCCAUUACCGUGUGGUAUUUCGAUGCUGAUGAGCGGGCCAGAGCUAAAGAAAAGUACCUAACAGGUGCUGGUGAAAAAGGAGUGAAGGUGGAGCUAAACAAGCCGUCUGAACCAAGCUAAUCAAAGUAUCAUUAAUCUGUACCUUUCCUGGUUACCAGCUGCGUGGAGCAAAAAAAGGCAGUUGGAAAAAGCAGCGGGUGUCCAUGACGAAGCAAGAGAAGGAGCGGAAGAUUGAAUUCAUAGAGAUUUAAAACUCUUCAGAAUUCAGUCAUUUUAGUUAUAAAAAGGUACAGUACUCUGUAUUACAUGUACAUUAAUGCUUCUCAUGUGACUGGAGUCACAGUGCUUCUGAGGAAUGUUUAAAAUGUUAAAAGGAGAAAUGUAUUAUUUUGCUUUUGGUUCUGGGAUGAGCUUCUGCAUUUCAACCUGAUCUUUAUGAAUCAAGUUGCGCAUCUAUGCAUGUUCUCUCUCAACGCUGCGCCAGUACUGAUCAGUUGUCUGUUCAUACUGAAAUGCACCCAAUGCCAGUGAGGUCGUGGACUUUUGGCAUGUUUAUUCAGGACUGAGAGCUAGCAGAUGCAUCAUGGGAAUGUCAUCUGCAAUCCUACAGAUUAACUUUGUUACAUGCAUUAAGUCAGUGCAAGUCCAGUAUUGUCUGUCAUGACCUGCACGUCAUUAUUGUCUAAAUUCAUCAAAAUAAAAACCUGUUUGCAUUUUA